Dreissena polymorpha is the source of this 2007-nucleotide messenger RNA. RefSeq lists its product as uncharacterized. Gene Ontology annotation, molecular function: zinc ion binding. The record is from RefSeq and is a predicted model, not a curated record. NCBI's taxonomy places the organism in Eukaryota, Metazoa, Mollusca, Bivalvia, Myida, Dreissenidae. The coding region runs from base 262 to 2007 and encodes 581 amino acids. The transcript is spliced from 2 exons.
GAUUACACGCUUAGGAUUCACGAUAUGAUUAUAUUAACUGCAGAGUGCAGACGGAGUGGUUAAAAAAGGACAUUCAACUCAAAUAUAACAAGGUAUUUGGUGUAAUAAAACAAGUUAAGAUACAGUUUUAAGUACUGCGAAUCGAUGGACACAAUUUCUGUUAGAUUAGAGUCUGUAUGUGCUGUAUAGAUAUCUGAAGUAUUGAUAAACCUUGAAUUUUGAAAUCGAAAGUAGACAGAGGUUGAAACAAACUUUUCUACAAUGGCGACAGGCGGACUACAUGAAUCAAACCGAGGCAACGCAAGCGACUUUUUUGGAGAGUGUGCCAUUACACAAUCUUGCGAACCAUGUAUGAAAGCCAACAUAGCGAAAGCAGCUACUGUUUUGUGCAAGGAUUGCAAUGAGUAUUUGUGUGAAACUUGCAGAAAUCCACACAUCAUUUAUAAAGGAGGAAAGCAUGGUGUGGUCAGUAUUCAGGACAAGGAAUCGUCCACUGUGGUAGUGGACAUGAAAGGAAUGGACAAAUGUUCGCAGCACGGUAAGGGAUUCGAGUUUUACUGUGAAGAUCAUUGUAAGCUCUGCUGCACUACAUGUGUUAUUGAACACCGAAAGUGUGAACAAUGGGAUGAAAUAGCUAGCAUUUCCGGACAGAAAAGAGCACAGCUUCAUGGAUUGAGACAGUCUUUCUUAAAAUUGAAAUCCGAUGCUGGCGCUAUUGUUGCCGAAUGUAAGCAGUCAGAAAAAGAUUUGAAUGCAUCAGUUGCGGACGUAUCGAAAGAUAUCGACGAAAUGAAAGAGCGUAUGAUAAAACUCUUUGACGCUGCGAAACGUGAAUUGCUUACCGAAGCAAACGCUUUAAAGAGUGAAGAAGUGAAGAGACUUAGUAUAAUGCAAUCUGUCUCUACAACAGUUAUUGAAGAAAUAAAUCAACUGUUUCCAAUGUGCUCUUCUAUUGCAGACAACGGUACACCUCAGCAAAUGUUUAUAUUAUCAAAACAGGUUGAGGAGAAAAAUAAAAUGAUCGAAUCUAAAAUAAACGAACAACGAAUUACGCAAGUUUCAUCAACAGUGACAUUGGCGUAUACGGGAGAGCUGUCGUCGAUUUUUGAAAUGGGAACGAAAUUCAUGAAAGUGAAUUUGGAACGAAGAGGAAAUCCCAGUUCCAUCAGUUCACUAUCCCAGUCGAGGCCAGUCACCCUGGAGCUGAUCGUGUCAUUGAAUCUACCAAAGUCUGAAGAUAAUGAAGACGAACCUUUGCUCUCUGGACUAGACUUCCUGCCGGACGGAAGACUGGUAGCUGUGGAUAACAAUACCAUGAAAUGUAUUAUACUGAACGAAGGGCUGAGGAGACUCGGAACACCAUACACGUUUGAGUUGUUCCCCAAAGAUGUAGCAGUUUUGUCUAAUAGUGAAAUAGUAGUGACAUGUUUUAAAUGUUUACUUUUUUUAUCAGUGAGUUCAGACAAUGUCAUCAGUCUGACUAGGAAAAUUAAAACAUCGUCGAGUUUCUGGUCUAUAUGCUGCAAGACGCCAACACAAAUGGUCGUGAGUACGUUCGAUGAUAUCCGUAAAGUUAGAAUGAUAUCUGUGGACGGAGUUGAGACUGACUUUGAGCAAGUGGAGUUUCCAAAGAAGAUGUAUAAAGUAGGUGAUAGUUUGAGUACGUAUGUCCAGUCCAAGAACACGUUAGUACUGACUGACCAAUUUGCUCACACAGUGUACAUGUACGACACCGUGAAGGGCACGUCUAGAGCAGUCACUAAUGGGAACAUACAGAGACCACGUGGUGCCUGUGUCGGACCAGGUGAUACGGUCAUGGUGUGCUGUGUGCACUCCGUUGUGCACCUGACUGUAGACGGUGACUUCCUGUGUACAUACCCCGUGGAUAUGAAGUUCCCGCUCAGCAUAUGUGUGUCUAGGGAUAGGACUAGGCUGGCGGUGUCCAACUGCGCUGAUGGUGACAUCAAACUUCAGCUAUAUAAAAUACUACCCACACUCAAUAACUAG